Rubroshorea leprosula is the source of this 970-nucleotide messenger RNA. The record is from the annotation of a GenBank genome assembly. Lineage: Eukaryota; Viridiplantae; Streptophyta; Magnoliopsida; Malvales; Dipterocarpaceae.
AUAUUUUCAUUGGAGGUUAUAGUCAACCAGGUCAAAAACUCACGCGCUUGGGGGUGAUUCUAUCAUUUCCCAUCAACAGUAAAAGUAGUAUUCAUUCGUUUCUUAAUGCUACGAAUAAUUGAUCCUUUCUUCUUCUUCUUCUUCAUCUUUUAGGUUUCUCCACCAGCAACUUCACCAGAAAAACCCACUUGAUCUGCACCGGAAAACAUGGCGGAUAGCCAAGAAGGUUGCUGCCGGUGCUGCUGCAGCUUCGUCUUUACAUUGGGCCUGACUGCGCUCUUCAUGUGGCUGAGCCUCCGUGCCGACAAACCCAAAUGCUCCAUCACCAAUUUCUACCUGCCGGCGCUCAACAGAACCCUGAACGAGUUCAAAAAUAGCACCGAUUCCUCCUUGAACUUCACCUUGAAGCUGAGUAAUCCCAACAAGGACAAGGGGAUUAACUACGACGACGUGGAGGUGAACAUCACCGUUUUCGACAGCGGACCCGGAAACGCACCCUUCUCUUUGGGGAACUAUACGGUUCCCCGCUUUUACCAGGGGCAUAAGAAGAAGGCUCAGAAACAGGGUCACUUGGAAUAUAACAAGACGAUGGUUUCCAAGGCGAUUUAUUCUAACGGGACGGCAGAAUUCCAGCUGGAGAUGGUGACGCAAGUGAGGUUCAAGAUCUUGUUUUGGAGGACUAAGCGGCAUAAGAUCAACGUGAAGGCAAAAUUUGCAGUCGACGACAAGGGUAAUAAAGUGAAUCCGAGGAAGAAGAAGGAUGUCCCGCUCACUUCUACUGCGCCAAAACGGGGUUACUGCAAUCUGGUUAUGGGGAUUUUGGUGAAUUUUGUGGUCUUGAAAUUUCCUAGUUUUUUAUGAGUUUUGUUGCUAAUAAUGUUAUUUCAUUGGGAUUUUAAUUUUUUAUCUUCUUUUUUCCUGGAGAAGGAAAAUGUUGUUAAAAUUGUUGGUAUAAACCUGAUUCUUUCUU